UAUUAAGAAAAAGUGUAAGUUUUGUGAUAAAAUAAAUAUUAUUUAUUUUGUGCCACGAAAUUGUAAUCCAAAAAUUAGAAAAACAGGUGCCUGAAGAAGAUUAAGCUAAAUUAAGUGAAAGAUAUUACGUAAAAAAAAACAAUGUAUAUCACUAUAAUUUUAUUAUUAUCAAUUUUGAUUUUAUUGAUGUAUAACUAUUACGUGCAUUAUGGAAGAAACGGUCGAUUGAUUAAUCUUAUACCAGGAGUACCGACUCAUCCAAUUGUAGGCAAUGCAAUUCAAUUCACUUCAAUUUCUGUAGAAGAACAAUGGAAGUUGCUUUGUACGAUACCUAGUAUGCCUGAGUAUUAUCCCAUUCUCAAAGCCUGGUUUGUGUUCUAUCCCGUUGUAUCUAUUCGUCAUCCAGAUGAUUUAGAGACGAUAUUAAGUGGCACCAAACAUAUUGAGAAAAGUCGUAUGUAUGAGGCGUUACAUCCUUGGCUCGCCACAGGACUUCUUACUAGCGCAGGUGCUAAGUGGCAAUCGCGACGAAAAAUAUUGACACCUGCGUUUCAUUUCAAUAUAUUAAAUCAGUUCGUUGAGAUUUUGAUCAAGGAGGGCGAAUGCAUGACAAAAUCUCUGAAGGAUGUCGAAGGGACAGUUGUAAAAGAUUUAGUACCAUUUAUUAGUGAAUAUACAUUAAAUGCGAUAUGCGAAACUGCCAUGGGCGUUUCUUUGAAAAAUUUGGGCGAGUUUCAGCAACAGUAUCGAAACGCGAUUCACGAUGCAAUUGAAAUACUAGUUUAUAGACUACUAAGACCUUGGAUGCAUUACACUUGGAUAUACAUAUUGUAUACACGUGGAUUUAAACAACAAAGGACCUUGAAAAUAUUGCAUAACUUUACGGAAAAAAUCAUUGCAGAAAGAAAACUUUAUCACGAUCGCACGAAUGAUCAGUACUUGAAAAAUCUUGAAAAUAAUAAAGCGGAGAUUGAUGAUAUAGAAGUAAUUGGAACUAAAAAAAAGCGACUUGCCAUGUUGGAUCUUUUAAUAUUGGAAUCUCGACAAGGUUCUUUGACUGAUUCCGAUAUCAGAGAAGAAAUUGAUACGUUUAUGUUUGAAGGUCAUGAUACUACAGCGAUGGCUAUAACUUUUACUUUAUUACUACUAGCUGAACAUAAAGAUAUUCAGGAACGUGUGAGAGCUGAAGUCAAUACCAUGAUGCAGGAAAACGAAGGAAAACUUACCAUGAAAUCGUUGCAAAAUUUAUUAUAUUUAGAUAGAUGUAUAAAGGAAGCACUGCGUUUGUAUCCGAGUGUGUUUUUAAUAUCACGAGCAGCAGCGGAAGACGUAAAAUUACAUUCAUAUGUUGUACCUGCCGGAACAAUUUUGCAUCUUAAUAUCUGGGGAGUUCACAGAGAUCCUAAUUUCUGGCCAAAUCCAGAUGUAUUUGAUCCGGAUAGGUUUUUGCCUGAGAAAAUCCAGAAACGUCAUCCUUAUUCUUAUCUACCAUUUAGUGCUGGACCGAGAAAUUGCAUCGGUCAACGAUUCGCCAUGCUGGAGUUGAAGGCUAUGAUAGUUCCUUUGGUGCACAAUUUCUACUUCGAACCAGUAGAUAAUAUAAAGGAUAUCCGGCUGAAGGCCGAUAUAAUAAUUCGUCCUUCUCAUCCGGUUCGUGUAAAAUUCGUUCCAAUCGAAGGCAAACAGUCAUUUGAAACUAACACAAAUACCACAUACAAGCACCCAAAAAAUUUUAAUUUAUUACACCUUCUUCAUAACGUUUCGACCUUUGGUUUAGGUCCUUAUCAAAUGAAUAUUUCAAACUCUAUUCAUAGAUCUCUUAGCAACAAUAGACACAUCAGUCAUGUAGACAGGUUUUUUACAAACAGAUACUCACAAUGUCAAAGAUUUUUACAAUUUAAUAAGGACUUGCUAGUAACGAAAGCGGAUAAGUGUCAAACUACGGUUAUUAUGAAUAAAACUGAUUACAUUAGUAAAAUAAUUACAGUUUUAAAUGAUAAAACUACGUAUAGAAGUGUAAAGAAAGUGUAUAACUAUUAUGUGCAUUAUGGAAAAAACGGUCGAUUGAUUAAUCUUAUACCAGGACCACCGAUUGAUCCAAUUAUAGGCAAUGCAAUUCAAUUCCAUGUUUCUGCAGAGGAUCAAUGGAAGUUGCUUUGUACGAUACCUAGUAUGCCUGAGUAUUAUCCCAUUCUCAAAGUUUGGAUUAUGUUCCAUCCCAUUGUAUCCAUUCGCCAUCCAGAUGAUUUAGAGACGAUAUUAAGUGGCACCAAACAUAUUGAGAAAAGUCGUAUGUAUGAGGCGUUACAUCCUUGGCUCGCCACAGGACUUCUUACUAGCACAGGUGCUAAGUGGCAAUCGCGACGAAAGGUAUUGACACCUGCGUUUCAUUUCAAUAUAUUAAAUCAGUUUGUUGAGGUUUUAAUUAAGGAGGGCGAAUGCAUGACAAAAUCUUUGAAGGAUGCCGAAGAAACUGUUGUAAAAGAUUUAGUACCAUUUAUUAGUGAAUAUACAUUAAAUGCGAUAUGCGAAACUGCCAUGGGCGUUUCUUUGAAAAAUUUGGGCGAGUUUCAGCAACAGUAUCGAAACGCGAUUCACGAAAUAAUCGAAUUAGUAGUUCAUAGACUGCUGAGACCUUGGAUUCAUAACUUUUGGAUAUUUUCAUUGUCUUUAUCUGGAUUUAAGCAAAGAAGGAUCUUGAAAAUAUUACAUAAAUUUACAGAAAAAAUCAUCUCAGAAAGAAAACUUUAUCACGACCGCACGAAUGAUCGAUUCUUGAAAAAUCUUGAGAAUAAUAAGGCGGAAAUUGAUGAUAUAGAAGUUUUUGGAAAUAAAAAGAAACGACUUGCCAUGUUGGAUCUUUUAAUAUUAGCAUCUCGACAAGGUUCCUUGACCGAUUCUGAUAUCAAAGAAGAAAUUGAUACAUUUAUGUUUGAAGGUCAUGAUACUACAGCAAUGGGUAUAGUCUUUACCUUAUUACUAUUAGCCGAACAUAAAGAUAUCCAGGAACGUGUGAGGGCUGAAGUUGAUACCGUGAUGCAGAAAAACGGAGGAAAACUUACCAUGAAAUCGUUGCAAAAUUUAUUAUAUUUAGACAGAUGUUUAAAGGAGACACUACGUUUGUACCCGAGUGUGUUUUUAAUAUCACGAACAGCAGCGGAAGAUGUAAAAUUACAUUCAUAUGUUGUGCCUGCCGGAACGAUUUUGCAUCUUAAUAUUUGGGGAGUUCACAGAGAUCCCAAUAUUUGGCCAAAUCCAGAUGUAUUUGAUCCGGAUAGAUUUUUGCCUGAGAAAAUCCAGAAACGUCAUCCUUAUUCUUAUCUACCAUUUAGUGCUGGACCGAGGAAUUGCAUCGGUCAACGAUUCGCCAUGCUGGAGAUGAAGGCUAUGAUAGCUCCUUUGGUGCACAAUUUCUACUUGGAACCAGUAGAUAAUAUAAAGGAUAUCCGGCUAAAGGCUGAUCUAAUAAUUCGCCCUUCACAUCCGGUUCGUGUAAAAUUCGUUCCAAUCGAAGGCAAACAGUCAUUUGAAACUAACACAAAUACCACGUAAAUGUAAGAAAUUGAUGUAUUGUAAAAAUGAAAGAAAAAUCAUUACACAUAUUAUAUGUUCAAUAAAAUAUAUAUUGUAUUUGUAAAUUCAAUCGUGAAAAUAUACAUGUAAGACCAUCCA
Messenger RNA from Nylanderia fulva, 3672 nucleotides. Its product is annotated as cytochrome P450 4C1-like. The record is from RefSeq and is a predicted model, not a curated record. NCBI's taxonomy places the organism in Eukaryota, Metazoa, Arthropoda, Insecta, Hymenoptera, Formicidae. Gene Ontology annotation, molecular function: oxidoreductase activity, acting on paired donors, with incorporation or reduction of molecular oxygen; heme binding; monooxygenase activity.